Rotaria sp. Silwood2 is the source of this 405-nucleotide messenger RNA. The record is from the annotation of a GenBank genome assembly. NCBI's taxonomy places the organism in Eukaryota, Metazoa, Rotifera, Eurotatoria, Philodinida, Philodinidae.
AUGGUUGAUACUCAUACUAAACAAAUAACAGCAACCACUAUCAUAACAAGCGAUAAUAAUAAUGACGAUAAUAUUGAAGUAGCUAAAAUCAUCCUCAAAGAUUCAGUACCUUCAUCUAGUUUUGAUGAUGAUCAUUCAUGGGUGAAUCGUGUUAAUCCUUCAUCUGUUAAUUCAUUAAUGUUUGAUAAAUUUCCAGGUUUACGACAUACAGUACUAACAUCAAGACCUGCUUCUCCUUCUCCGCCAUCGAUCUUUGAAUUGAACAAAGAUUAUAGCCGUUUAGUACGUGAAAAAGUUAAAGAAAUAGAAAAGCAAAUUGAACUAUUUGAAAAAGAAAACGCAAAAUUACAAUUACUUUGUAAUCUACGUAAUUUAGCUAUAAAAAAUAAAACAACAUCGUGGUGA